UGCCGCCGCACCGCUUCGCGCCGCUGAAGAAGGCGUGGCUGGAGAUCUACACCCCCGUCUACGAGCACAUGAAGGUCGACAUCCGCAUGAACCUCAAGGCAAAAAGGGUCGAGCUGAAGACGAGGCAUGAUACACCAGAUGUGAGCAACCUUCAGAAGUGCGCGGACUUCGUGCAUGCUUUUAUGCUUGGAUUUGACAUUGCCGAUGCCGUUGCCUUGCUUCGUCUUGAUGACCUGUAUGUGGACUCCUUUGAGAUCAAGGAUGUGAAGACACUCAGAGGGGAGCAUCUGUCGCGUGCCAUUGGGCGCCUGUCAGGGAAAGGAGGCAAGACCAAGUAUGCCAUCGAGAACUCUACGAGGACUCGCAUAGUUAUCGCUGAUACGAAGAUCCACAUACUCGGAUCCUUUGUUAACAUCAAGGUUGCCAGGGAUUCACUCUGUAGUCUUAUCUUAGGUUCUCCUGCCGGCAAGGUCUAUUCUAAGCUUAGGGCUGUAUCUGCUAGGUUGGCAGAAAGGUAUUAGUUGAGUCUGGGUCACAUUAUAUAGCUGCAGUUUUGGCCUUGUAAGGUGUUGUAUCCGCUGAUUUGUGUCCCUGUGCUAUGCAUUGUCUUGAUACGAAGAACAACUUGGAAGUGCCGAGAGAUCUGUGGUGAUAUUCCUUGUGUUCUGUUCUCGGCUUUUUCUUGAGAAAAUGCUGUUCUGAUACACGUUACCAUAUGUUUGCUUCGACUACUAUUUAUAUAUGCCAAAUACUGUUGUGUAA
Messenger RNA from Triticum urartu, 762 nucleotides. Its product is annotated as RNA-binding KH domain-containing protein. The record is from RefSeq and is a predicted model, not a curated record. Gene Ontology annotation, molecular function: RNA binding. Lineage: Eukaryota; Viridiplantae; Streptophyta; Magnoliopsida; Poales; Poaceae. Gene Ontology annotation, cellular component: nucleus.